Eruca vesicaria subsp. sativa (arugula) is the source of this 1392-nucleotide messenger RNA. Lineage: Eukaryota; Viridiplantae; Streptophyta; Magnoliopsida; Brassicales; Brassicaceae. The record is from the annotation of a GenBank genome assembly.
AUAAUUUUCAAACUUUCUUUUUGGUCAGCAAUGAUUUUCAAACUUAAAAGCAGUAUCUCUAACAAGGCACAUAGAUCCAAGUUGGUGGAGGAGAUGUGGAAAAGCAAAAACAGGCCUCAAGUGUUCAUCAACUUCAGAGGCAAAGACGAGCGGCAGAAAUUAAUGCCACAUCUCAAACAUCAUUUGAAAGACAGCAAUGUGAAUGUGUUCACGGACGACGAUGCUAUUGGAGAACCAUCAAAGAAUCUCUUCAAACAUAUCAGAAGGUCAAGAAUCGUGGUAGUCAUUUUCUCAAUUAACUACUUGGAGUCAGAGUGGUGCUUAGACGAGCUAGUUGAGAUCAAGAAAUGCUUAGAGACUGAGAAGGUUGACUUUGCCAUACCAAUCUUCUAUAAAGUUAAGACUUCUCACGUCAAGAAACAGAGCGGAAAGUUCGGCAAAAAGUUUGUAGCUUUGCAGGAGAAUUAUCGCAAUUCCAGGGUCAGGAGAUGGAAGAAAGCUUUAAGAUUCGUAGCUAAGUAUGUUGGACUGACUUAUCACAAAAGAAGUUCAGUUUCAGAGUUGGAUUUCAUCAAGAUGAUCGUGGAAAGGGUUGAUAUAACUUUAACCAAAAUUGCAUCAAAUGAAAAUAAUGAUAGUCCUCCAGAGACGUCUACGGGAGAAUCAUCAAAUCUGACUCUUGUCCAUCACUUAAACAAGAUGCUCCCCUCGUCAACGACAAUGGAAUCUGUGAAUCUGGAAAGAUCUUAUCUUCAGGGCUUCAUGUUUGGCUCUGCUUGGAAAGAUGCUAUAAACUCGUCGGCGCAGAGUAGCAGAAACAGUUUCAUGACUUUUCAUCCUGCAAAUCCUCUUCACUAUAGGGCCUAUAAUUGGGGUGUUGAUCCUAGGCCUUUUUGCUAUGGCCUGUUGGAGCCUAAGACUCAAUAUGAGUCAUAUGACCACUGGAACUUUUGGAAACUUCCGCUUCCUGAUGCUGAGGAGGAGCCAGAAGAACUAACGAGUAGUGUUUCAUUGGAUUUCGACCAAUACCCUACCAUAAAUUCAACAAGCACACACGACUAUACAGUGUCGACAUCGCAUGCUGCGGAGCGAGAAGACAAAACGAGCUGUAUUUCAUUCUUGUGUAGCUGUUUCAACCGUUGUUUCUCUCUUAUAUGGGGAGCAAAAGAAGAUGACAAAGACUAGUCAACGUGAACCUUCAGUUGCCACUUGCUAGGAAUUGAACUGCUUCUCGUACUUGUACUUGUGCCAUAAGCAAAAGCCUCUGUUUUCUUUUUCUAAGAAAAGUUUAUGAUUACUGAUCAUCCUCUACCGGUGAUUGUUGUCUGCAAAUGUAAUACCUUAUUGAGGGUGUAACUAUAUGGAUUUUACAUCGUAGAAAGUUGAUUUAUC